AUGGCGGGCUCCUCCAACACCCCUCUGUCUCGGACCUCCACCCCGCCCACCGACUCCCUCUUCCACUCCGACCCGCCUUACAGCGCUCCCGACCCAUCCGGCUCCCCGCGCCUCCCUGCCGCUCGCCUGGCCGGAGCUUUCCUGAGCGGCGGGAGCGGCAGAGUCCCAGUCAGUGUGAACGGGACGAGCGGCGGAGGCGGCGCCGCUCCUCCGCACACCGACUGUAAGAUGGUGGAAGUUCACGGCGUGAAGGUGGCCUCGUUCACGGUGAACGGCGUGGAGCUGAUCUGCCUGCCGCAGGUGUUCGAGCUGUUCCUGAAGCACCUGGUGGGCGGGCUGCACACCGUCUACACCAAGCUGAAGCGGCUGGACAUCAGCCCGGUGGUCUGCACCGUGGAGCAGGUGCGCGUCCUGCGGGGGCUCGGCGCCAUCCAGCCUGGAGUCAACCGCUGCAAGCUCAUCACCAGGGCCGACUUCGAGACGCUGUACCGGGACUGCACCAACGCCAGCUCUCGACCGGGUCGUCCUCCGAAACGGACCCUGGCCGUGGCCACGAUGACCGACGGCUCCAGACUCCUCCCACAUGGCCUGAUAAGCCCCGCCCUGCUGUCCCAAACAGGUCUGACGGCGGCGGCGAUGGCUGAGGCUCUGAAGCUGCAAAAGAUGAGGAUGAUGAUGGGUUUCCAUGGCAACAGCGAUCAGCAGCGACUUCACAAUGAAGCCGAGUCAGAGAAUGAAGACACAGGAGGCAGUGAAGGCUCCUGGGAGAAGGAGCAGCGCCUCCUGUCUCCUCCUCCUCCCUCCUCGGCUGUAGCGCCUCCUCCUGGUUCAGCAUCUCUCCACCUCAAUGCUCUGCAGCAACACAGCACGCUAUUGGCCAAUCCUCUGUCAGAACUUCCUUUUAUGGUCAUGCCACACCCCCUCCUCCCUGUGGGCCUACCUCCUGCCAGUGUUGCCAUGGCAAUGAACCAGAUGAGUCAGCUGAGCGGUUUGGCAAACAUGGCCGCCAUGUCACAGAUUCAGAGAGAAGAAAGCAAGCAGUCUCCUCCAGGAAGCCCUUCCAGUGAUGAAGAGCUCCACCUUCAAGAACCAACCAGCCAAUCACCUUCAAGAGCAUCUUCAUCAUCCUCAUCACCUCCUCCUUCAGCACACACGCCAGAGCUCGAUGGUGAGAUUGCAGAGCAAGAAAACAACAUGAAAAAGGCGUUGAAAGAAAAAGAUGACAGCCUGUCCCCUCCCCCUCUCUUUAAACCGACCUAUGAGAAGCUGCCACUCACCUCCCAGCCGCUGUCAGUCAACCAUGCAAACACUGCCUUUGCUCCACUCCUGUUGGCUGAGGGUCUUUCGUCCAUGGAGACACUACUGACCAACAUACAGGGUCUCCUGAAGGUCGCGGUCCAGAGUGCUCGAUCUCAGGACAAACACAACCAGAUGGAGAGGAAAGAGUUAAAGCUGGAGCUGGAGAAAGAAAGAGAUGCACGACAGACGCUACAGAGACAGCUGAGCUCCGAACUACAGACCAGAGCUUCGAUCCAGAGGAGGCUGAAGAAGGAGAAGAAGGCCAAGAGGAAGCUGCAGGAGGCUUUGGACUUUGAGUCGAGGAGGAGGGAGCAGGUGGAGAGAGCGCUAAAACACUCCAUCACAGAUGCAGUGACUCCUGAGAGCGAACUGGAGAACAAACAGCAGGAGAACUCUGCAGCUCAAGAGAACCGACCGUUCAUCAAACCUCCGCUCAUCUUCUGA
Molecule: messenger RNA, 1743 nt
Organism: Chelmon rostratus (copperband butterflyfish)
Lineage: Eukaryota; Metazoa; Chordata; Actinopteri; Chaetodontiformes; Chaetodontidae
Gene: dacha
Product: dachshund a
Exons: 12
Coding region: 1-1743 (580 amino acids)
Source: RefSeq, a predicted model, not a curated record